AGAGCGUGAACAAGCUUCUCUGUGACCCUCUUCGCACUGAGAGGAGACACUUCAUUACAGUCGAAGAGAGCGUCAUGAAACGUUUACAUCUCAGCGGGGGGUUGUUGCUGCUGCUUCUGCUGCUCCGGACCGCGUCGGCCAUCGCCGAUGCAGCCGGUGGUGCGACCCCAGAACGAGGAGGAGCUGGAAGAAGAAGAGGAAGCGGUGGCGGUGGUGGUGGUGGAGGUGGUGGAGGAAGUGCGGAGAGGAGAAGGAAGUUUCACCGCAUCCAACACGGCCAGUGCAGCUACACCUUCAUCCUGCCAGAGCUGGACGCAUGCCAGGGCGGAGGAUCGCCGUCACGGGCUGAACAAUAUGGUGUCUCUCGCGGCGGGGCGAGCGUCGUGCAGAGAGACUCGCCGCCCAUCGACGGCGAAUGGUCGGCUCAGAAACUGCAGCACCUGGAGAGCACAAUGGAGAACAACACGCAGUGGUUGCAGAAGUUGGAGAACGUCAUUCAGAAGAGCGUGCAGCCGGGCAUCACUAACAUACCGUCACACGUUGUCCACAACCAAACGGCCACCAUGCUGGAGAUCGGAACGAACCUGCUCACUCACACUGCCGAGCAGACUCGCAAACUCAACGUGGUGGAAGCUAAGGUGCUGAACCACACGUCUCGAAUAGAGAUCCAGCUGCUGGAGAAUUCUCUGUCCACCAACAAGCUGGAGAAGGAGCUGCUGCUGCAGACCUCGGAGAUCAGUCAGCUGCGAGACAAGAACAGUCGUUUGGAGAGUAAAGUUCAGAGGUUGGAGUCUCAGCAAAAAGGAGAGCUGGAGGACAUGAAGGAGGAGAAGAACAGACUGCAGUCUGUCAUCAGGGCCCAGAUGGCCGCCAUCGAGUCUUUAGAGAGGCAGCUGAGGGUUGCCAGCAGCAACAACACGGCUCUGCAGAGGCAGCAGGCUCAGCUAAUGGAGUCUGUCCACACACUCAUUACCAUGGUGGCUACUACUACAGUAAUGAAAUGUGGGUCACCUCCCAGGGACCAGAUGUGGAGGGACUGUGCAGAUGCUUACAAGGCGGGCCACUCUGUCAGCGGCCUUUAUAACAUCUACAUUGGUAACAGGACUGAACCCGUGCAGGUGUUCUGCGACAUGGAAACGAGUGGUGGCGGCUGGACGGUGUUCCAGCGGCGAUUCAAUGGCAGCGUUGACUUCCAGAGGAGCUGGAGGGAAUACAAAAUGGGUUUCGGGGACGUGUUUGGGGAACACUGGCUGGGUAACGAAGUGAUGUACCUGCUGACCAGCCAGGGUCAGUACUCUCUGAGAGUGGAGCUGAGGGACUGGGAGGGAAACCCCGCCCACUCCCUGUACGACCGGUUCACACUCACCAGUGAGAAACAGCAGUACAGGUUGUAUCUGAGAGGUUACAGCGGCACAGCGGGGAGGCAGAGCAGCCUGACCACCCACGGGACCGGCUUCAGCGCCCGAGACCAGGACAACGACAACUGUGACCACUGCAAGUGUGCCCUGAUGCUCACUGGGGGUUGGUGGUUUGACGCUUGUGGUUUCUCCAACCUGAACGGUAUUUACUACACCGUCGGCCACAACAUCAGGAAACUCAAUGGCAUCAAGUGGCACCACUUCAGGGGCCCCAGCUACUCCCUGCGCUCCACCUCCAUGAUGGUACGGCCCUAUGACUUCUAA
Perca flavescens (yellow perch) is the source of this 1682-nucleotide messenger RNA. It is a transcript of the gene angpt4, whose product is annotated as angiopoietin 4. The transcript has 11 exons. Bases 75 to 1682 code for a protein of 535 amino acids. Lineage: Eukaryota; Metazoa; Chordata; Actinopteri; Perciformes; Percidae. The record is from RefSeq and is a predicted model, not a curated record.